Molecule: messenger RNA, 5815 nt
Organism: Photinus pyralis (common eastern firefly)
Lineage: Eukaryota; Metazoa; Arthropoda; Insecta; Coleoptera; Lampyridae
Product: titin
Exons: 13
Coding region: 95-5488 (1797 amino acids)
Biological process (GO): positive regulation of actin filament bundle assembly
Cellular component (GO): nucleus; actin cytoskeleton; Z disc
Molecular function (GO): actin binding
Source: RefSeq, a predicted model, not a curated record
UGUACGCUUGUUACAAAAUUCAGUUCACGCUGCUUUUUCAAUUUUUCUAUUUCGAGUUCUUAGCGCUCGCUAUUUUUUUUUGGGGGGAAAAAAGAUGCUCGGUCAAUUGCUUGCUUACGCCUGGGUGGUUUUGUGUAAUAUGAUUUUUAAGAGAUCGACGAGCGGGUGCGAUGAGCGAGUGAUGCGAGGGCUGGUUGUGCUCUCGUACUUCGUUUGGGAUAACAUGCAGAGAAGAAAACUAACCGAAAAAAUGGAAUUGGUACCAGUCGAAGACAAAAUGAACCAGGUCGCCGCGAUGGCGCCGUCUGUCAUUGGUAACGUGGUGGAGAGCGAGAUUAAUACCGACGAGGAGUCGACCAGCACCGAGAUCUCGAAGGACACCGACACCAGCAAGUAUGAGGAGCAACGGGAGGAUUACGAGGCGCAAGGUAGCGCAAAAAUAGUCGGCACUUCCGGUACGACUAGCUCCGCCGCCUCGGCGAAGAGCAGCGACGCGAAGAGUCGCGAAGAAUACUCCGAGGGCAAUCGCAAGGAAGAAGAACCGGAAGUGGCCCCCGCUUCGAAACCGCCACCUGAGGCGGUUGAGGAUAAGCCAAAGGAGACCUCUCCCGCACCGACCUCGACGCCAACAACACCCCAACCGUCGCAAGUCAAACCAUUUGAACCUAUCAAACCGUUCGAACCCUUACAGCCUCUGGAACCCCCGAAGUCGUUUGAGAUCGCCAAGCAAUUGGAAAGUGAGGCGAAAGCUUUGGAGAAGUCUACCGCUUCUGUUACUUCUCAGAAUGGCGAGGAAGAUGUACAGAAAGAGGAAAAGACAACUCCAACGAAGGAGGUUGCAGAAUCGCAGUCAAAGGCAGUGCCAGAAACUGCACCAACGGGGAAUGAGGCGAAACAGGCUGAGAGUAAAGGUGAAGAGAAAGUAGUUCCAAAGGAACCUUCCACAGACCAACCAGAUGCAAGUACUCCUUCUCAGCCUAAGCCCAAAGAACGAGAAUCUGAGCCAGUAGACCAACCCGCACAACCACAGGAAAUUAUUAAAGACCAAGCUGUUGCACCCACUCAACAAACACCUUCAGACCACCCUGUAGAGCCACCGGAUCCACCCAAAGUACAUUCAGCAGAUACCCAGCCACAAUCAACAACAAGCCAACCUGCACAUCCUCCAGACCAAGCUGUUGAUGCCCCUCCAUCUGCACCCACUCAACCCGAUUCUCCUAAUGUUCAUUCAGCAGAGGCUCAACCACAAUCAACCCAACCUUCAAGUGCUGAAAGUCCAAGUGUUGAUACCGUUCCAUCUGCACCAACGCAACAAACUUCGAAGGACCACCCUGUACAUACACCCGAUCCUCCCAAAGUCCAUUCAGUAGAGGUUCAACCGCAAUCAACUCCUGCAAGCCAACCUUCGGGUCCUGAAAGUCAAACUGUUGAUACCCUUACAUCUGCACCCACUGAACAAACUUCUAAGGACCACCCUGUACAUCAACCAGAUCCUCCCAAAGUUCAUUCAGCAGAGGCUCAACCACAAUCAGCCCCACCAGUCCAAUACUCAGGUCCUCAAACUCAAACUGUUCAUACUGUUCCAUCUGCACCCGCCCAACAAACUUCUAAGGACCACCCUGUACGUCAACCAGAUCCUCCCAAAGUUCAUUCAGCAGAGGCUCAACCACAAUCAACCCCUCCAGUCCACUCAGGUCCUCAAACUCAAACUGUUCAUACCGUUCCAUCUACACCCACGCAACAGACUUCACCCCAAAACCAAAUUCCUCAGACUAAAUAUCAACCGAUCACUCCCCCUCAACAACACUACAUCCCAGUGGCCCCCCAAGCCCAAAUCAGCGCGACCACCCAAACCCAACGCCCAUCCAAUUACCCACCCAGCGCCUUCCGAAACGUCCCGAUGAGUCUUCUGGCCGAACCGCCUCAACCCAAAGUACCGCUCCAGCCCUUCAACGCCGAGCCGACGUUCCAGCACGCCGAGUCCAAGAUCUACCAGCCGAUCCUGCGCAAGAGUCCCAUCUUCGUGCCCGUGCAGGAGCACUCGACCUCGCACAAGUCCGAAAUAAAGGAGGAGAAGAUCAAGGACGCCCUCAAGGAGAUCAUAUCGGAGAUCGACACGUACGCGGCGAAGGAUCGCGAGCUGCGGAGCGCGGACGGAUCGAGAAGGAUGAACGAGAGCGAGAAGGUGUACAACUUCGAGAAGUCGAGCACCACGUACGGAACUCAGUACGGACAAAAACCGAAAGACUCGUGGGUCGCCCGCUUGCCUUCGUGUUUACCCACCACACUGCCACCGAGACCAUGCACCCUACCACGCGACUUUCGCUCACCACAACCAUUCUACACACAGCGCUGCACCGACGAGCUUCGCGAAAGUUACAGCACCUACGCGUCGUCCGACUACGCCGCAACGCUGGACGAGAACGUCGCCAGCCCCAUCAACUUGGAGAAGAUCUUCACGCCCGCCCACGAUGCCCCCCAGAUCGCGCCCCAGAAGAAGAUGUUCGCCUCGUCCGACUUCUACGCGAAGGGCCUCCAUCCGACGAUGGAGGAGCAGGUGGAAUUGGCGCGACGAAUCUCGAGCUCCCUGAGCGACGCCACGAACCAGACGAGCAAGGGGCAGUCCAUGUACGUCAACAGAAAAAAGCGCUCCGUGAAAUGGGUGCACGAGGGUGAAGGUCAAGCGAAUGGCGCCGAGAAUGGUUUUGGUGUCGAGGGGCACGAUGAGAACAAGCCGCUUCUGCAGCUUGUUAUGAACCCCAGAGGUAAACUGCAGGAUAUCUACUCGCUCCGCAAGCAAGGUUAUAGCAUUGACGCAACCCUCUCCCCCGAGUUUUGCCAAGAGAUUGUACGCGAUUUGAAUUCGCCGCGUGGAAAAGGUGCCGAAUUAUUCGCGAAGAGGCGCAAGAAGUCCGAGAAGUGGGUCGUUGGUGAAACCGAAGGUACACGAGGGAGCUACGAGCCACCCCCGACUCCAAAGCCGAUUUUGAUACCGGUUUUACCCCCCAAUCACUUACCGACCCCCAGCUAUUUGCCCGAAACGGCCCAAAGGGCGCAGCACAAUCAGAAGCUUGAUCAAAUACAGGAACAGUUCGUACGCCCACGGGUGAAGUUGAUUAAAUCGCCGUGGGACGCCGCUUUGGAAACGGGAUCAGUUGAGGCCGCCUUCGAGGAUUUGCCACCGGUUUGGCCCAAACGUGGUGCCUUUGUAAGACCAACUGUCGACUCCUACGAACAGGCCAUGAAGUCCCACACUUUGGAGUCGUGGGAUGGUACCAGUAGGCACACCGCCAACCCUGCCUACAACAGCAACAGCAUUAAUCGAAUGGUAGAUCAUUUCCAAAAGGGCACUAGCAAUAUUGACGUAUACAAACCAGUACUACCAAGGGCCUGGAACGCACAAGCUCCACCAGUUCAACAAUACAGCAGCAUCGCUUCCCCCGUUAUUCCUGAACCCGAAGUAACCCGCUCCCCCUCGCCAUUCCCCACAAUUCCAGAUGUCACCCUUGAGACACCUAAACCGGAAUCGCCAGUACUACCACCGGCACGUCCCGCUUCGCCUUUCGUGUGCAUACCAGACGUACAAACCAACCUAGACCUACUCACCGACGACAUCCACUCCUUCCAAGAUCAACUCCCGCUAAUCUCCAGCUUGGAUCCCCCCAUGUCAUUCCCGACGAUUCCAAACAUCGAGCUAAACCCGGAGAUCAUCGAGCGCGACAUCGUCACGCUACGAACGACGCCGAUCCCCUUCCCCUCGCGCGAACCCUCCCCCGAAAGAGAACCCGAGAUCGUCCCCAACCCCUCCCCCUUCCCGAUGAUACCCGACUUCUCCCUCCAAAACGCGCCCAGGCCGUUCACGCGCGGCCUUCCCACCCGCACCUACGCGCCCGUCUCGCUAACCGGCAAAAGGUACCCGCUACAUCCAGAACCUCGCCCCGCCACCCCCGUCGAAAAGCCCGAGUUUAAUUUCGCGUCCGAUCCCGAACAGAAGGUCAUCGAGCGUGAGUUCGACGACGCGUCCAACGUGCACACCCUUCAGGGCGAGCUCUUCGAAAGCAUGGGGCACUACAACGCCAGCGAAACGCGCCCCCCGCUCCCCGUCUUCGUGCCGAAGGACGAGCGCAGCUUCUCCGAGCGCGUGCGCGAUCAGUUCGAGCGGCAGGUCAACGUGCAGUACGCGCAGCUGAGCGACGAGAGCGAGGUGAAGAAGAUGCUCGUCAAGAUGAAGCACGUCCAGUUCGGCAUUGACAAUUUACCUUGCGAUGAGCCCAAACCGCUCGAAACUCCACCUCCAGAAGAACCAAACGAGCCGAUCGAAACUGAGCCCGAACCGGUCCAGGAAUUAGAUUUACCUCAGGAGGUGAUGAAGCCAAUCGGAGUUCUCCCGCCGGAAAUCGCCGAGCUGGUCGUAAAAACCGAGCCGAACCAUAUCGAGAUUACACGCUACGAAACCAAAAAGGACCUAAACGUGGAGAAGCGCGGGAAUUUCGAAAUCGAGAGUCCCAAGUGUAAGAAGCCGCCUUCAAGCGUGGCAGGAGCCCGACCGUUAUUCGGCCAAAUGGACAUCAACGCCGAAUUUAAAAAGGCGCUCGGUAGGAAGAGCCGAUCCGAGCCGAAGGUAAAAAUUCGCCGAUCCGAAGUGAAAAACGAGCAGGAGCUCGGGGACGGCUCGAAGCUCUCCAGCCAGCUAACGACGAAGGAAGUCGCCGAGAUACGAACGAUCGCGAAGACCGACGACGAGGAGAUCGACCAGAUCUUCUACGAGAAGGAGCGUGAGGUGGAGAUGGACCUGCAGGUGAAGCGCGAGGAGUUGGUGAUGCCCGACGGUACUGUUAUACCCAUUGCGAGCAGUGUGCGCGUCGAGUACCCGCCCAGGCAUCUACUACGAGGCGACACCAACAAACUUAGCGAUGAUCUUCUAGUGGAGAGCUCGAAGCAGAUGAUCUACGCCCAGGCAAGCCACGACGAUGACGAGGAGAUGUACAGAAAAGUACCGGUACGGCACCUAAUUCAAAGCUUCGAGGAGUCUGCGAUGCCCCCAAUGCGCUACAAGCAGAUUAAAGACGUGACCGUCGUGCAAAGCGUCAUGGGUGACCAGAUCGUGCAGCAAACCACCCAGCACGAACAGCUCCUGAGGCAAGCGGAGGAAGACUUUGAAAACCUCUACACUGUCACGAACACCACAACCGAAGGCUUCCAACGAUCCUCAAUCCCCGAUAACCUCGCUUUGGCUCAAGAACCACCAUCAAGUCCGCUACCUCAAAGCAGACGCGCCCCCACCUACAAACCGGAGCCGCCACCCGCCGUCUUCGUGCCCAGGGAAACCACGACGCCCACCUACGAAAUCUACAACAUAAACCAGAGCACCCCGCCCCCGCCCCCCCGAAAGUACGGCAGCUUCGUCAACUACAACACGGCCCCGCGCGGCUGGGGCCAAUCGGCGGUCUACAAGCCGAUCAGUUACGCCGACUACUCCGACUUUUAGCCCAGAAAAAAAAAAUUGUUAAUCUUCAAUGUAAAUAUUAUCGAUGUUAAUGGACGCUUCAUUUCUUCUCGAUCCUUUUCUUCAGGAUUGUAGACAUGAGAUGCGAUUAUCGCUUUGUACGCAGCGCGAAGGGGGAGGGAGAGAGAGAGGCAUAUAUAUUUUAAUCUCAUGUGUGUAAUAAUUUGUGAUGUUUUUAGUAAGGCACAAUUCUGAAGGUUUUUUUGCGUUAUUUUAUUUUUUGAAAGCGCCGAGCGCCAUGUUGAUAUUUUCAAAGUAUUUACCAUAUGUAUUACUUACCAGAGUGUAAUUAUUAAAAUGUGAAAGAAG